CUCUCUUUCAAUUGCUUCGAAGCAAGAUCAAUCGGUUCAUUGAUACAGUAUUGGUCAAUUGUCAAGUCAAUUGAACCAAUUCCUUCCCCCCCCUUAUCUCAAUCAUGGACACCUUCCCCCUUUUCAAUUCCUUCCCUCCCGAAAUCCACUCUCUAAUCCUCGCCUCCUGUUCGGAAAACGAUCGCAUAUGUCUGCGACUCACCUGCAAAUAUCUCUACACCCUCAGCCCAACCACGCGUCUCAUCUCCCUGACCAACACCGACGAUCCAGAGCCUCUCUGCUUCAAGUCCCGCCCCAAGGAUCAACACUACGAGCCUAGCGCCCAGCACAUGAGUUUCGCGCGCCUGGGCCACCGCGCAGAAUGCCACCGGCUCUGCUACGAGGAGAUGGUCAAGCGGCGACGGGCGCGCGGCUGGUCGGCGCCUCCGCUCCGAGGUUGCAGGACGUCCCGGUGGACGGCGCAUUGCGAGUGUUUCUCGCGCAGCGCGGUGCUGCAUCGGAGACUUAGGACGUGGGUUCCCAAGGGGUUGAGAUAUUGCUCGACGUGUGAGACUUUUACUGAGAGGAAGGCUUGGCGGAAGGGAAGAUGUAAUCACGGUCUCCCAAGAUGGUCCAUAAAUAACUACAACUGCCGUCGCAAAGGCAAUUUCUGGACCCAUCGCCCCAGAAAAGGCGCGUUUGGCCAAAAGCUCUGGAAGAAAUGGUUCAACAACAACGCCAUGAAUAGCUUGGAACAACGCUUGAGCCAGCCUCCUACAGAGCGUAAUGGGAAUAAGAGAUAUGCGUUGAGGACACUGCAGCCAAAGGAUAUUGAUACGAGAAGGGAGAGAAAGAGCCAUUGGUGAAAGAAGAAAAAGACUUGAAUGAUGAGGGAUGGAUGGAUGGUGGGUGGGGGGUUUGCAGGGGGAGGGAAGGGAGUGGGAAUGGAGAUUUGGAGAUGUCUCUUGAUUUAUGGAUGAUAUUAUGACGAUAUGACUGUAAUUAUGUAUGUUUAUUUUCGUAUCUACAUACCUAGCUUUGUUAGGAUAUCUAGUAAGGCCUCGAGCCUUGCAAUGCAUGGCAAUCAAACUGAACAAUUGCAAAUCACAUCCCCAAUGUACAUUCAAUUCAAUUCAAUUCAUUCUAUACGCACGUCCAACCGUUUUUUAAAAAGGGACAACAAAACAAAAUAAAGAGAAGAGGAUAUCCAUCUACCUUACAUUAAUAAGAACCCCAAUCCUUUAGUUUCUCCUCUCCACUCAAACCCGACUUUUUCGAAUCCGACGAGCCCUUCCAAUUCUGC
This is a messenger RNA of Amorphotheca resinae ATCC 22711, 1282 nucleotides long. RefSeq lists its product as hypothetical. The coding region runs from base 105 to 845 and encodes 246 amino acids. The transcript is spliced from 3 exons. The record is from RefSeq and is a predicted model, not a curated record. NCBI's taxonomy places the organism in Eukaryota, Fungi, Ascomycota, Leotiomycetes, Helotiales, Amorphothecaceae.